GCUAAGAUUAAGUAAGAAUGGCUACAAAUAAGUGUGUUACUGUGCUAACACCUAAUGGACGUCGUUCGAAUAUUAAAAUUUCACCUAAUUCAACGAUAUUACAAGUUCUCGAAGAAGUUUGUCAAAAGUACGAUUUCAAUCCAGAUGAAUAUGACUUAAAACAUUAUAAUCAAAUUCUGGAUGUUAACUUAAUUUUUCGAUAUUCCAAUAUAUCAAAUAAUGCUUCUCUAGAAAUGGUUAAAUGCAAAAAUCCAAGGAAAGUGUCAAAUGUAGGAAUUUGUAUUCAGUUGGAAAAUGGAGAUCGAUUAACAGGUGAAUAUUUCCCAAAUGUGAAUAUAACAACAAUUCUCCAAGAUUUAAAUAUUCAAUAUAAUACAAACUCGGCUGUCAUAAUAUAUACGCAAAGAGAAAUUUGUGGGAAAGACUUUGAAACAGUGACAUUAAGAUCGCUGGGAUUAGGGAGCGGUAAAGCACUUUUUAGACUACUUGAACGGAAUCCAGACACAUUGAAGGAUCAAGCUCAUGUUUAUGUACCUUCGAAAUCAAAAGUCUCUAAACCUAAUGAGAAUGAAGAUGAUAAAGUUAGACCAAAACCAGUUAUGGAUCCUAAUAAAAGCACAGUUCUAAAUCCCAUUUCUAUCAUUAAAGCAAAGAAGGAACAUUUACAAACAUCAAACGAUACACAAAAAGCAAAAGAAACGGAGAAUAAAAUUACAACACCAUUAUGCUCUACAAAUUUAAAUAAAGAAAUAGAAAAUGAAAAUGAAAAUGCAAUGGAAAUUCAUGAAAAUGAUGAACCGAUGCCAAAUAAAACUGUGAAGGAAGAAAUUAAAGAGCCUCCGAUUGAAUUUCUGGGAGAGAGGAAUGCUUUAUUAUUUAAUCAAGCGGGUGCCGAAGCCAUAGAUCAGGAUGACAUUCCAGAUGAUUUCUUUGAUUUAACCGUUAAUGACGCUAAAAUUUUAUUACGCGAUGUAAAGAGAAUGCAAUCAAUGCUCGAGGAUGCUCCUCUUAUAACUGCUGCACAAAGGGAAUUGGAAGAAAAUAAAACAAAAUUAAAUAUUUUACACAAAUAUCAACAAGCUGUCAUUCGAAUACAAUUUCCAAAUCAAUUUGUUCUUCAAGGAUUAUUUGGUCCUCUUGAAACUGUACAAUCAAUAAAAGAUUUUAUCAAAACUUAUCUCGAACAUCCAGAAGAAGAUUUUGUACUCUAUACAUCGCCUCCUCGUUGCGAUUUGGUUGCCGAUAAACAUUUAUUUGAUCAGAAUCUCGUUCCUACUGCUAUUAUUUAUUAUUCGGGAAGCUCCGACCUCAAACUAGAAGUGAAAUCAAAAUUGACUGAUCCUACGAUAGCUAGUACACAGGCUGUAAAAACAAGGUGA
Messenger RNA from Ceratosolen solmsi marchali, 1379 nucleotides. Its product is annotated as tether containing UBX domain for GLUT4. Gene Ontology annotation, molecular function: protein binding. Gene Ontology annotation, cellular component: vesicle membrane; cytoplasm; nucleus. The record is from RefSeq and is a predicted model, not a curated record. Lineage: Eukaryota; Metazoa; Arthropoda; Insecta; Hymenoptera; Agaonidae. The transcript has 6 exons. Gene Ontology annotation, biological process: glucose homeostasis; intracellular protein transport. Bases 18 to 1379 code for a protein of 453 amino acids.